This is a messenger RNA of Cutaneotrichosporon oleaginosum, 741 nucleotides long. RefSeq lists its product as uncharacterized. The record is from RefSeq and is a predicted model, not a curated record. Gene Ontology annotation, cellular component: membrane; trans-Golgi network. Lineage: Eukaryota; Fungi; Basidiomycota; Tremellomycetes; Trichosporonales; Trichosporonaceae. Gene Ontology annotation, biological process: endoplasmic reticulum to Golgi vesicle-mediated transport.
AUGUCGUACCAGGCCGUCCCCCAAGAACAUCAGAUAAUACAAGCGGAUGACGACGACCUCGACGCGCUCUCGUUCGCGCCCGAGGCCGGGCCUAGUCACCCUAGCCAGCCGAAACCAGCACCGGCGGUGUCAGGGCGAAUUGGGUCGGCGCCGAGUGGGAGUAGUACGACCUGGGGCGGAGUGCGCGUUGAGAGGAGGUUUACGGGGAACAGCACUCUGGACGAACCAGUCAGUGCCACUAUUAUGCGGGAUCUGCGCUCCAUCUAUACAAAACUCCUGCAAGUCCUCUACCCUCCACAGGGAGGUAGUCGGUCCGCCUUGCGCGACUGGGAUCUCUGGGGGCCGCUUGUCAUUUGUCUCAGCCUAGCAAUAACAUUGAGUCUUGACUCGCCACAGGAGCAGGCGAUGCCUGUGUUCAGUCUUGUCAUUUCACUUGUCACGAUCGGGAGUGUGGUGGUCACAGUCAACUCGAAACUGCUCGGGGGCAAGGUCUCGUUCUUCCAAUCCCUGUGUGUUCUCGGGUACGCCCUCGCACCCCUCUUGCUCGCGAGCAUCGUGGCACUGCUUUUGCACAACCUGUUUGUGAGAGUACCUGUCUCCCUGGCAUGCUGGGCAUGGAGCGUGUGGGCGUCCGUCAAUUUCUUCAACGGCACUGGUUUGCCCGAGCAGCGCACAGCGCUCGCGGUCUACCCGCUCUGCCUCUUCUUUUUCGUCCUUGCGUGGAUGAUCAUGAUUCAAUAG